UUCGCUUCCCCGGCUGCCGUGAGCGGAGCUCUCCCGCUCACCGCCCGCGGCGCUGCCUGCCUGCCUGCCGAGUGGUCGGUCGGCCCCGGUCCCUCAGGCUCUCUCCGUCUCUGUCACUGCCCGCUGGCAGCAGGCCUGGCCGCUCCCACGAGGAGCGAGCUUCUCCUCAGGGCCAUGUCCAGGCCGAGCAGCGUCUCGCCGCGUCCUCCGGCUCCUGGCGGAGGCGGCAGCGGAGGCGGCGGCGGCGGCCCCGCUUCGUGUGGUCCUGGAGGCGGCGGCCGGGCCAAGGGGCUCAAAGACAUUCGUAUCGACGAGGAGGUGAAGAUCGCCGUCAACAUCGCUCUGGAGCGCUUCCGAUAUGGUGACCAGCGAGAAAUGGAAUUUCCUUCUUCUUUGACCAGUACAGAAAGAGCCUUUAUUCACCGACUGAGUCAGUCUCUUGGUUUAGUUUCUAAAAGUAAAGGAAAGGGAGCCAAUAGGUACCUAACUGUGAAGAAGAAAGAUGGAUCAGAAACAGCCCAUGCAAUGAUGACCUGUAAUUUGACUCACAAUACAAAACAUGCUGUUAGAAGCCUAAUUCAGAGAUUUCCUGUCACCAAUAAAGAGCGUACUGAACUUCUACCUAAAACAGAAAGAGGAAAUGUGUUUGCAGUUGAAGCUGAAAACCGAGAAAUGAGCAAGACAAGUGGGCGACUUAACAAUGGCAUACCUCAAGUUCCCGUGAAAAGGGGAGAGUCCGAAUUUGAUGCUUUCAGGCAGUCUUUACCAGUUUUUGAGAAACAAGAAGAAAUUGUUAAAAUAAUAAAAGAGAAUAAAGUAGUUUUGAUUGUAGGAGAAACUGGGUCUGGAAAGACUACACAGAUUCCUCAGUUCCUAUUAGAUGAUUGCUUUAAGAAUGGCAUUCCCUGCCGAAUAUUUUGUACUCAGCCAAGACGAUUAGCUGCUAUUGCUGUGGCUGAAAGAGUUGCUGCCGAGAGAAGGGAAAGAAUUGGUCAAACAAUUGGUUAUCAGAUCCGAUUAGAAAGCAGGGUUUCUCCAAAGACACUUUUGACAUUUUGCACUAAUGGGGUAUUGCUUCGUACAUUGAUGGCAGGUGAUAGCACAUUGUCAACUGUGACCCAUGUCAUUGUGGAUGAAGUGCAUGAAAGGGAUCGGUUCAGUGAUUUUUUACUUACAAAAUUAAGAGAUUUGUUGCAAAAACACCCAACUUUGAAACUAAUUCUUUCUAGUGCUGCCUUGGAUGUGAAUCUCUUCAUAAGAUAUUUUGGAAGUUGUCCAGUGAUAUAUAUACAGGGAAGACCAUUUGAAGUAAAAGAAAUGUUUCUGGAAGAUAUUUUAAGAACUACUGGAUAUACCAACAAAGAAAUGUUAAAGUACAAAAAGGAAAAGCAACGAGAAGAGAAACAGCAGACCACACUCACAGAAUGGUACUCAGCUCAAGAGAAUACUUUCAAGCCUGAGUCUCAGAGACAGAGAGCUGUUGCAAGUGUGUCUGAAGAGUAUGAUUUAUUAGAUGAUGGAGGUGAUGCUGUCUUUAGUCAGCUGACAGAAAAAGAUGUGAAUUGCCUUGAACCAUGGUUAAUCAAAGAAAUGGAUGCUUGCCUUUCUGACAUAUGGCUACAUAAAGAUGUUGAUGCUUUUGCUCAGGUCUUUCAUCUUAUUUUAACUGAAAAUGUUAGUGUUGAUUACAGACAUAGUGAGACCAGUGCCACAGCUCUGAUGGUUGCCGCUGGACGGGGUUUUACGAGUCAAGUAGAACAGUUAAUUAGUAUGGGAGCCAAUGUCCACAGUAAAGCAUCAAAUGGCUGGAUGGCUUUAGAUUGGGCUAAGCACUUUGGACAAACUGAAAUUGUGGAUCUUCUAGAAUCUUACAGUGCUUCAUUGGAAUUUGGAAAUCUAGAUGAAAGUUCUUUGGUUCAAACAAAUGGAAAUGACCUCAGUGUAGAAGACAGAGAGCUGUUGAAAGCUUACCAUCAUAGUUUUGAUGAUGAAAAGGUAGACUUGGAUUUGAUCAUGCAUCUUCUAUACAAUAUCUGCCAUAGUUGUGAUGCUGGUGCAAUAUUAAUUUUUCUACCUGGAUAUGAUGAAAUUGUUGGUUUGAGGGAUCGUAUCCUGUUUGAUGACAAGCGGUUUGCUGACAAUACACAUAGAUAUCAAGUCUUUAUGCUCCAUUCAAAUAUGCAGACAUCUGAUCAAAAGAAGGUAUUAAAAAAUCCACCUGCAGGUGUCCGAAAAAUAAUCCUUUCCACCAAUAUUGCUGAAACAAGCAUCACUGUCAAUGAUGUUGUCUUUGUUAUUGAUUCUGGUAAGGUGAAGGAGAAAUCCUUUGAUGCACUGAAUUUUGUUACAAUGUUAAAAAUGGUAUGGAUUUCCAAAGCUAGUGCCAUACAGCGCAAAGGCAGAGCUGGACGAUGUAGACCUGGAAUUUGUUUCCGUCUGUUUAGUAGACUCCGAUUUCAGAACAUGCUGGAAUUUCAGACUCCAGAGCUCUUGAGAAUGCCUUUGCAGGAACUUUGUUUACAUACUAAAUUGUUAGCCCCUGUUAAUUGUACCAUUGCUGACUUCCUUAUGAAAGCCCCUGAACCACCUCCAGCUUUAAUUGUAAGAAAUGCUGUUCAGAUGCUUAAGACAAUAGAUGCAAUGGAUGCGUGGGAAGACCUGACUGAGCUUGGGUAUCAUUUGGCUGAUUUGCCAGUAGAGCCACAUCUCGGUAAAAUGGUCCUGUGCGCUGUUGUUUUAAAGUGUCUGGACCCCAUCCUAACAAUUGCCUGUACGCUAGCUUAUCGCGACCCUUUUGUACUGCCUACCCAGGCCUCUCAAAAACGUGCAGCUAUGCUUUGUAGGAAACGGUUUACUGCAGGGACUUUCAGUGACCACAUGGCACUUCUCAGAGCAUUCCAGGCAUGGCAGAAAGCACGAAGUGAUGGUUGGGAGCGAGCUUUUUGUGAAAAGAAUUUUCUCUCACAAGCUACUAUGGAAAUCAUUAUAGGCAUGAGAACACAGUUGCUUGGUCAGCUUAGAGCAUCAGGUUUUGUUAGAGCACGAGGUGGUGGUGACAUUCGAGAUGUUAACACAAAUUCCGAGAACUGGGCCGUUGUUAAAGCUGCAUUGGUAGCAGGCAUGUAUCCUAAUUUAGUCCACGUGGACAGAGAGAAUGUAGUAUUGACAGGGCCAAAGGAGAAAAAAGUACGAUUUCAUCCCACUUCAGUUCUCAGUCAGCCUCAGUAUAAAAAGAUUCCUCCAGCCAAUGGUCAGGCUGCAGCGAUUCAGGCAUUGCCCACAGAUUGGCUUAUUUAUGAUGAAAUGACCAGAGCCCAUAGAAUUGCUAAUAUCAGGUGUUGUUCAGCAGUGACACCUGUUACUGUCCUGGUGUUCUGUGGACCAGCAAGGCUGGCAAGUAAUGCUCUUCAGGAACCUUCAUCCUUUAGAGCGGAUGGCAUUCCCAAUGAUAGUAGUGACAGUGAAAUGGAGGACAGAACCACUGCUAAUCUGGCUGCUUUGAAACUUGAUGAGUGGCUUAAUUUCAAAUUAGAACCAGAGGCUGCCAGUUUAUUGCUGCAGCUCAGACAGAAAUGGCAUAGCUUGUUUUUACGUCGAAUGAGAGCUCCAUCUAAACCUUGGUCUCAAGUAGAUGAAGCUACUAUACGAGCAAUUAUAGCUGUUUUAAGCACUGAAGAACAGUCUGCAGGUUUACAGCAACCGUCUGGAAUUGGCCAGAGGCCAAGACCCAUGUCUUCAGAAGAACUUCCUUUGGCUUCCUCUUGGAGAUCCAAUAACAGUAGGAAAAGUUCAGCUGACACCGAGUUUGCUGAUGGAUCCACUACUGCAGAAAGAGUACUGAUGAAAUCUCCAUCUCCAGCCUUACAUCCACCUCAGAAGUACAAAGACAGAGGAAUUUUACAUCCUAAACGGAGCACUGAUGACCGAUCAGAUCAAUCAUCUGUGAAAUCUACAGACAGCAGCAGUUACCCAAGUCCUUGUGCUAGUCCCUCUCCUCCAUCCUCAGGGAAGGGCUCAAAAUCUCCUUCACCAAGACCAAACAUGCCUGUUCGUUACUUUAUAAUGAAAAGUAGCAAUCUGAGAAACCUGGAAAUUUCUCAACAGAAGGGUAUCUGGUCUACAACUCCGAGUAAUGAGCGGAAGCUAAAUCGAGCCUUUUGGGAGAGCAGCAUGGUUUACUUGGUAUUUUCUGUUCAAGGAUCUGGACAUUUUCAGGGAUUUUCUAGGAUGUCUUCUGAGAUAGGAAGAGAGAAGAGCCAGGACUGGGGUUCAGCUGGACUAGGUGGAGUAUUUAAAGUAGAGUGGAUACGCAAAGAAAGCCUGCCCUUUCAGUUUGCACACCAUUUGCUCAAUCCUUGGAAUGACAACAAGAAAGUGCAGAUAAGCAGAGAUGGGCAGGAGCUAGAACCUCAGGUUGGUGAACAGUUGCUCCAGUUAUGGGAACGUCUUCCAUUGGGAGAAAAAACGACAGCUGAUUGACAUUGACAUUCAGAACUCCUGGCUGUAGAAGAGCAUUAUGCCUCUUGUAACUACUGAGUGCACUGACUUGUUGAAAACCUUGAUGAGAUGUUGUGUGUCAUGAAUGGGUUUUGUAACUUAGCGUGUUACUUCAGAAUCAUCAUUUUCAUAUAGAGGAAAAGAUCAUUUAAAUUUUUGUAGUGAUUUUAGGCAAUGACUAUAUAAUGUUAAUUAUAUGUUUCUGAUGAACGAAAUAGCAAUUUUGAUAUUUGAUAUAACAUCACUUAAUUUAAUUUAAAUGUAAAGAUUUCUUUAAAAUAUUCAGUUGAUUAUGACAACUUUUUAUUUUUUAUUUAUUUUUUAUUUUUUGUUUUUGUUUUUCUGGACAGGAUUUCUUUGUGUAG
Molecule: messenger RNA, 4862 nt
Organism: Microtus oregoni (creeping vole)
Lineage: Eukaryota; Metazoa; Chordata; Mammalia; Rodentia; Cricetidae
Product: 3'-5' RNA helicase YTHDC2
Exons: 30
Coding region: 175-4479 (1434 amino acids)
Cellular component (GO): intracellular anatomical structure
Molecular function (GO): protein binding; RNA binding; ATP binding
Source: RefSeq, a predicted model, not a curated record